Plasmopara halstedii is the source of this 993-nucleotide messenger RNA. RefSeq lists its product as uncharacterized. The record is from RefSeq and is a predicted model, not a curated record. The transcript has a single exon. NCBI's taxonomy places the organism in Eukaryota, Oomycota, Peronosporomycetes, Peronosporales, Peronosporaceae. Bases 401 to 859 code for a protein of 152 amino acids.
CUGUGGCGAACAUGUUAACUAUUAUGGGAAGGUGUAACUAUAGAAAAUCGUAAGGGGAGGCUCGUCCGAAAAAGUUGUAAAUGAUCGUUUACAAAAUUGACUUAUUUCAAGUUGCUUUAGCCUUCGAGCUUCGUUCUGGACGCACGUGCACGCCUAGCGGCCGAGGGAACCAUAUCCAGAAAAGCUAGACCUCGUAAAAAAAAUACCGCGCGCCUCUCCAUGACAACAGAUCCACUUCUAGCAACCGCCCUGUGGUGGAAAGAGCCACGUUGAGGCGAAAGCUUCAUAUAGAGGCAGCUCAAUAUUGCCAGCCUCGCAAACAUUAUUGGCUUGGUAAAAAGCAUUAACCAAGUAGCACGAGUCGAAUAGAUCAUUAAUAUUCUCAUCUUUAAUAAUUUCAAUGGGCAGAUUGGGAAUGCCAUACUACCUCACGUGUAGGGUUUGUUUCUUGGACCCAGCUAUCGAGAACGUGGUGUUUUGCCGCGGAAGUUGUGCGCAUAACCAAUGGUCGGUUCGCUCAGCUUUACAUCAUGGUAUCGUGCCCGGUGCGCCUGAUCGGCUUGUAGCCGGGCUGUUUCCUACAAUCCACCGUGAAUACGUAACUUUUCAUAAAAGCAUAUCAAAUUCGGCGGGCGAAGUGAUUUCUAUAAUGCUGAAAGAUCAAAACGUUUUAAAUGCUGCACAAAACUACGGUGGCAAACUAGAUAAUCAUAGACCAAGUUUUGGAGAAGUCAGCCAGUCUGUGACAAUCAUUUUUACCGAGUGUAUCUGCGCGUGUCAUUUACCAGAGCGUAGCCAGAUAUUAGUGGGAGCUGUUACUUGGUUGAAAAAUCUCGAACUUAAUUUUGGAAGUCUGUAACAGGGGCAUCCCGUUUUAUGGUGAUGGUCGCAGAUACUAUGGUGCAAAGCCCAGAUGUCCUAAAUGUCCUAAAUCUGGUACUGAUGAGGACCAUCUAGGGUUACAUUAUGUAGGAUACAUAAAUUAUGGAGGAG